AUGAGCAAGACCUCGUCCAGUGGUGACAUCGGCGACCGGGACGUGCCAGCAUUAGUAGAGGCCAACGAAGUCGCGGAGUCGUGGCUACGCCAGUUGACGAACCUUCCGCACUCGUCUUGGCUGGGGCCCAUCAGUAUCCUGCUGCGCAAGCUUCCCCUCGCGUUAGAGCAUUCGGGUGGAAAUCUCGGCGAUCUCGUGGAUGCGGACCUAUGCGCCCUCGAAGCGCUGACGCCGCUCCUUGCAUCACUCGUGCGCCGACGUCGCAACGAAGCAACGUCCACCUUCCUUCUCCCAUCUGAGAUCCUCGCGGAUGUCUUCCUAAUGGUUCGCGACCUGCACAAGCCGGAUUGGCGAGACGACAGUGCUACGGCGAUGCACUGGAUACGAGCUUGCACGCAUGUCUGCCAUAGGUGGAGAGAGAUUGCAUUAAACCUACCUUUUCUUUGGACCAGGAUAGAUUUCAGCCGCACAUCGGAGGUCAUUACACUCCUUAUGGUAGAGAGGGCUGGCGCUCAACCCUUUGACAUCUGCAUCAAUCGACCUAGCCUUGGAUUUCGCCAAUUCGAGCUACUCGAGAACCUCCAGCUUCCAGUGCAGAAUAUGGACUUGAACCUCAGGUCAGACGCGAACAAUAUCACGAUUUCUACCUUCACGCAUGAUUCUCCCUUUACUUCCGCCCUCACUUCUCUGAAGCUUGCGGCACCUGAUUGUAUAGGACCCUGGGGCUAUGACAGAGAAGACGGCACCAUGGCAUACCAGGACAGAUACCCUCGACCCGCCAUGGUUGAUAUCUCUUUACACGAGUGCAGCUUUCCUGCUCUUCGCGAGCUGGUGCUCACGGAUUGCACGAUCUUCCUACGGCAUGAAAUGAUCAACGCCGUGCCCUUCCCAUGCCUGGAGAGGCUAGUCGUCGAUUGCCAUCGCAUUCGGAAGUACAACUACCCCACGCCCAUAGCGCUUGGGCACAAUCGACCAUUGCUGGCGGACCUCUUCCGUCUGACGCCUCUUCUACGGGAUCUAUCUCUGUCGAAACCCUUUCCGGGCCUAUUCCGCGUACAAGCCUAUCACCCCGACCUGCCGCCCAUGCACCUUCCACCGUCUCUGACGCGCAUAUCUAUUACGUCCAAUCACGAACUUCGCAAGAUGGACUUCUUCAAUGUCGUCCGCCAGCUUGGCCUGGUCAAUGUGCCACGGCUCGAGCUAUCACUUCGGAUCUCUAGGGUCGAUCGUCGCGCGUAUCGUAUGCGCACGUCCCGAAUGCGUGACGUACUGGUAUACUUGCAGGACCAGAGGGACAUCGAUGCAUUGCACAUCGUUGUCUCGCCUUCAUCCUUUGGUAAAGUGCCAUCACAGCGCAAUAUGGUUAUUUGUGCCCUACCACGUCUUAACCUCGAGGGCGUUCGGGAUGGGGCCAUGACACUGGGACUGGAGGAUUACCCGCGCGAUGACCUAUUUUACGAGGUCAUGAAUUGCCUUCCACCUGGCUGGGAUGCACGCAAACAGCCGAAUGGCCGAGUGUACUUCGUCGAUCACAACACCCACGCGACGACCUGGGACGAUCCCCGUUCCAUGCCGUCUUACAAGCGUCCGCUAUCCUCCGUCGAAUGCAUCAUAUACGAAACCUCCCCGCAUUGGCAGCUCCGGGCUACUCCGGAGUGGUGGCUUCACAACUUCCAAGAGGCUCGCGCUGUGCGCGAGGUGACUUUGAAGGGCGGGUUUGAUAGUGCAUUUGCACUUGUGCGUGCGCUCUGCACUACGAGUGACGCUGGUCAAGCACUCUUCCCAAACUUGCGGAAGAUCUCGAUAGAGGACAGAGACGGCAAUGGAGAAGGCCAGACUAUCGGCUGGCGUCGUGUGCGGACUCUGGAGCGCUGCCUUUCCCGCCACAAGAAUCUGAGUGGUGUUGCGUGCAUUGGGACGCUAUCCUUACCCUCCAGGUUUGGAAGCACGAAGUGGGCGAAAUACCUACACCAUCACGUUGAUUGUCUGCAAUUCCAUUCGCAUGUAUGA
Molecule: messenger RNA, 2010 nt
Organism: Peniophora sp. CBMAI 1063
Lineage: Eukaryota; Fungi; Basidiomycota; Agaricomycetes; Russulales; Peniophoraceae
Source: the annotation of a GenBank genome assembly